Molecule: messenger RNA, 1869 nt
Organism: Castor canadensis (American beaver)
Lineage: Eukaryota; Metazoa; Chordata; Mammalia; Rodentia; Castoridae
Source: RefSeq, a predicted model, not a curated record
AUGGUGAAUGGGCCAAGAGCUUAUAACAUAUUUCACUUUGCCCACUCUAUCUCCAUCACGGACCAGCCAGGUGGCUCAGUUGGGCCUGCAGCUGCUGGUUUUGCUGGCUGGUGGUUCCAGCUGCUCCUGGUCAUCGUCAACUCCUGGCAGGCCAUCUCCAAGGCCAUCUUGCCUUGCCCUUCUCCAGCUGCAGCUGCUUCCAGGAGCAGGUCUGCCUCAGUGCUGCCCUGCAGUGCCUCCUUGUCGGAGUCAGUGGUUGGUUUAGCGGCCAGGUGCCGCAGCGAGGUGGCCGGGCACGCGUCUUCUGAUGGUGACGCGUCUUGUAGGGUAUGGUGUCAGGGAAGGGACGCUGGCAGCAACCCAAUGUCAUCUGCAGAUGGAGGGAAAUUCCAGCUGAUUGCAGAUCCACUUCCAUUCAAAACGGUGGCUGAUCUGGUCCGCUCUGUCCGAGUUGCCCGGGGUCCCUCGGCUGGUAGAAGCCCCUCCUGCUUCCAGAAUUUGGUUCCCAUCUCCAUAGCAGAGUUACCGAUGGUGCUCAAAAAAAGAGAGACUUUGUCCUUAAUUGAUUUUGAAGAGAAUCAAGGGAGGAGGCUGCUAAAGUGUGAGGUCCUGAGGAAGAAGCCACCCCUGACACUGCUCCUCCCCAUGGACUGCCAGGGCCAGUUCCAGGAGUGCCAGGAUGAUGAACUCUAUUCCAUCGACACCAUUGUGGAGUGGAAACUGCUUGCGGGCAGGAAACGCAAGAUCAGGAUGGGGGCUGGGCAUUGCCUGACAACUCUUAGUCCCCUUAUCCCAGAGUACUUUAGUGGCCAUCUAGUUUUGCAUCCCUAUUUCUCAGUGAUGGCACUACUGCCAGGUGAAAACCACAUUACCAUCCCCUCUGAUCUGGACAUCCAUGUUACUGACAUUACAGGCUUAGGAAAUGACAACUGCAAAACCAUGACAAUGAGACAAAUAUAUGGUAUGGAAAGAAACAAAUUCCCUCUGAAAAUUAAAAUAAUGAGUGUGGUCAUAGCAGAGAACAAAACAAUCCCAAGCAAGCCAUUUCCUUUGAAGUGUGGGCAGCUUUUAGCCAUCUUCAGGACCGAGAAAGUAAGAAAGUUCAUUGCUACGGAGAUUUCCCAAGGAAAGAAAAGGCGGCAUUUUCUCAUCCCGUGCACCUAUCAGGGCAUGGUGCUUAGGAGAGGCCGAUAUUUUAACUUUGUUUCUGACGUCGCUGAGGCCAUGCAACAUAAACAGCUCUGUUUCCAGUCCUCCAGGGAUUACACCUCCCCAGGGAAGCCACUUGCAUCAUUUGCAGCCAAGGAAUGCUUCCUGGCUCUGAAAAAAAGUGUGGUUUCUGCUAAAAUUCAAGGUGAGCUGCACAGGGUUGAAGUUCUCAAGUGCCAAAACAUUGCCACCAAAGCCCACGUCAAACUGCCCCUGUUUGCAAAAGGAGACUUCCUGGAACUUAUUGAGGAUACUGGACCAGGGACCUUGCAGGAGCUGUGCCAAGACACAAGACUCCCAUGUCACAUCAGGGUGAUCAGCCCAGAUCCUUCUAUGGCCAGAGACCCUUUGUAUGGAACUGAAGAACUGCGAGUUGAGAACGUUGUCAUUGAACAAUGUCUCAUAGCCAGAGAUGAAACUUUGUUAGAUGACAUAUACUCAGACUGGUCAGAAGACACAUUUGCCAUCCCAGUGGAAAGGACAGACUCAGAAGUGCUGGUAGUAGAAGAGCAUUCACUGAUGAGAACUUUGGGGGAGGAUACUAGAGUGGCUUCCUGGAAUGUUGAAGAGAUCACUAAAGCAGAGUUUCUUACCUUCAGUGAUUACUUGAUUGCUCCUCGUCCACCACCAUGCCUUCCAAAGCCCAGAAAUUUGUCUUAA